AUGAAUACGAUUCAACAAAAAAGUGGUUCGUCCGUACUGUACAUUGUGGAGGAUGACAUACCGACGCUAUCGUACCGACCAUCAUCUUCGUCUUCUUCCACUAGUGCCACCACGAGCUCGACUUUCAACUCAUACCAAGAUGCCAAUGUCCCACCAGUAAUCCCCAAAAUAUAUGAACAAAACACAUUCAUUGAUUGGAGUCUAGAAAAGCUAUUGAUACCUCGUAUGAACUUUUUGCAUGGUGGUAGUAAUCGAAAUAUAAAUAUUAAUAAUAAUUAUAAUGAUAAUAAUAAUGACAAUAAUAGUAAUCACAACAACAGUACCUUGCAAUACGGAUUUUCCAAGUACGUCAAUGUUUCCAAAAAAUGGCUUACUGUGCUUCUUUCGGCCGUAAUUUUGGGCUAUGUUGCUUCAGCAAUUGACUUGAUUUCCGUAUCGCUAAACGACUUGAAGAAGGGGCUAUGCUUACCUAAUAAACAAACGAAAGGAACAGAUGAAGAGAAUGGUUCAGAGUGGAGUAUUUUCAACCCGUACCUGACGUGUCCCACAGAGGAUUGGUAUAGCUGGCUGAGACUAUUAUUUGGUACGACUGCAGUAUGGGGUAAUGUUUUGGUAAAUUUUCCAGUUUACUUGUUACUUGCUAUGGCUUUUGUCGCCGGUGCUGCUUUUUUAACCAUCAAUAGAGAACAUUUGAUAAGACAAUCAGGAAUCCCAGAGAUUAAAUUGAUUAUUUCUGGAUUCAAUAUGAAUUUAGAAAAGUAUCUUGGGAUCAAAACUUUGCUCUAUAAAAUUACUGGGUUGAUUCUUGUUGUGAGCUCAGGCCUAUGGUUGGGCAAAGAAGGCCCCUUGGUGCAUGUUGCUUGCUGUAUCUUCAACAUCGUACACGAAGUUGUGGUGAGGUUCAAUGCAAGAAGUUCCUCGAGUUCAAUGCGUCAACCACCACGAAUAAAUGAAGCAAUCAGAAGAGAAAUUUUAAGUGCUGCUACUGCUACGGGUAUAUCCGUGGCAUUCAAUUCUCCAAUUGGAGGUGUAUUGUUUGUUUUGGAGAGCAUGCCCAGCUAUUUCUACCCUACAAAGAUUAUAUGGAUCUCUUUUGUUUCCGCUACAGUUGCCAUUAUUGGGAUGACAGGCUUUAAUUCAUUUACUGAUGGAAGAAAUAGUAAUUUUUUGGAACAGGACUUGUUUCAAGUUAACUUUGGCAAUUUCAGCUGGUUGUUUAUGGAAGUAGUGCCAUUUUGCAUACUAGGAUUUAUUGGUGGGGUUUAUGGAUCAUGGUUCAUCAAAUUGAAUCAAAAGCUUCAAAAUCAACAUUUUCGAAAAAGAAUACAGCUGAAAAUAGCCAGGUUGUGCAAAGUGGAUGCCAAAUACGGAGCGUAUUUGGAAUUACUUUUGCUCGUGACGGUGACCACCAUCUUGAAUUUUCCAUUGGAAAUAGCCAAGCUUCCUUUGAAUUCGUAUUUGAAAUUGUUAUUCAAGGAGUGUCCAAAGACUGCUGUUGACCAACCAAAUGCCACAAAUUUUUUGUGUCUGGCGUCAAAUGGCAUGACAUUGAUAAAACUACUUUAUAUUGUUAUUCAAGGAUUCUUGCUUACAGCAUGUACAUUUGGCAUUGAUUUGCCUGGAGGGAUUCUAAUGCCGUCAUUGGUUCUAGGAGCUAGCACUGGAAGGCUUUUUGGUAUACUCAGUCAAGCAUUGCAAUCAAAGUUUCAUUGGGAAUCACUUGCAACAUGCACAGAAAAAUCAUGCGUCGUUUCACCAUCUUCAUAUGCAGUGAUUGGAGCCGCCUCAUUUAUGACUGGUAUUACAAAGCUCACAAUGACGGUGGUGGUACUCAUGUUUGAAAUCACUGGGGCUGUAACUUACGUGUUGCCUAUCAUGUGUGGUGUUAUGACUGCCAAAUUCGUUAACGAUUGGUUGACGCCAUCGAAUAUAUACGAUACGUGGCUUCAGAAUAAUUAUAACCAACCAGGCGAUAAAGAUUUCCAUGGAUUGGUCAAUGAAGGAAAAGGCACUGGACUUGUGUCAUUUUCCAAUUUGACAACCACGAUUAAAUCCAAGUUGCCCGAUGUUACAGUUAAAUCAUUAAUGAUUCCAGUGGCACAAAUGAAGUGUCUUUGUUUAAUUGGUGGAAUCAAUGGAACACCAUAUACCAGAACUUCUUUGACUACAUUUGUUAGUGAAGACUCUCACGAAGGGUAUCCCCUUAUUUCCGAUUAUGAGGACCCCGUUUACCUUGGCUAUGUGAAUAAGCGUGAACUUUUACAGCAAUUAUUCAAUUUGGAUCAACAAGAACACGAGGAUUUACACCGCCCAAUCUCUUUCCAAGUGGAAAACUUGCCCAAAAGCGCCUUGUCCAAGCAAUUACACUAUGAGCGUCAACUUACAGAUUUCAUUGCUCUAGACUUGAAAGUCGAGAGGUCCAAACUAUAUACAAAUGACUUGUCCCCUGCAGUGCUCAUUCUUGAAGAGUUUGAGAAAUUGCAUCUAAAUCAUUUGGUUAUCCUUCGGCAGGAUAAUGCAAAGGAUGAAGUGAUGGCGGGGUUUAUAGACAGAUUUAUUCUCUCGACUACUAUAAAUGACAAGUUCAGAGCUCUUGUGGAUGAACUAGACGACUUUGAAGCAAUUAACAGUUAUGACUUGGAAACUGCCGGUAUUUUAAAUGAACGCGACAAUGACGAAGGUUUAGAUGAAUGGUUGAGUUUGAGACAAAAUAGAAAGAGUAUAGAGUUGAUUACGUAA
This is a messenger RNA of Lodderomyces elongisporus, 2739 nucleotides long. RefSeq lists its product as uncharacterized. Gene Ontology annotation, molecular function: voltage-gated chloride channel activity. Lineage: Eukaryota; Fungi; Ascomycota; Pichiomycetes; Serinales; Debaryomycetaceae. Gene Ontology annotation, cellular component: Golgi apparatus; early endosome; plasma membrane. The record is from RefSeq and is a predicted model, not a curated record. Bases 1 to 2739 code for a protein of 912 amino acids. Gene Ontology annotation, biological process: chloride transport; transmembrane transport. The transcript has a single exon.